CGUUCGUCGAAUUGGGAGGUGGUGUUAACAGACGAAACUAUGUGAAAACCUUCUUAAUGCUGUGCUGUCACAAUACGGUCAAAGACAAGUGAUUAUUAACUUGCCAUAAACAGAAAGUAUCUUCCUAAGAUUUGUGAAAGAAAAUAUCCAAUCUACAAAAAUGAGAAAAUCGUACGAAUUUAUCGAUUUACGGCUAUAUUUAGUGUUGUUUGUGGUGAUUUGUUUUGUUUAUGGUCACGACCUCAAGGGUUUUGAUGACACGGUUCUUUUUAAAAUCAAUUGGCCGGGUAAAAGUACCACUGAUUUAUUGGAACCCCCGACGAAUACAGAGUCUUAUUUCAUAACAACAGCAAACAAUGAGCGGUAUCACUGUCUGAUUCCGGAUACAGCAGAACAGGAACAUGAUUAUGGAGAAACAUACGCUGGACCCAACCCAAUAGAAAUUUUACAACCCCUAUUCAUCCAUAGUGCAUGCUCAUAUCGGUUAGAGUCCUACUGGACUUACCAGCUUUGCCACGGGCGUUACGUUCGGCAGUAUCAUGAAGAAAGAGAAGGGAAGAAGGUGAAAGUUCAGGAAUAUUAUCUUGGUACCUUUGGGAAACCGCAGAAGGAAAAAUUAUCUGCGGAGUAUGAUGAACAUGCAAAGAAUCCCAACAGAAAGGCACAGAUACCGGUUAAGAAAAUUGAUGGAAUCAACAUGCCAUACGUAGAAAUGAAAAUGACAGAUGGAACCGUUUGUGAUUUAACCAACAAACCAAGAAUGAUAAGGGUUUUGUACGUCUGUCACCAACAUGGAAAACAUGAGGUGUUUUCUUUGAAGGAAACGUCCAGUUGCGAGUAUGAGGCUGUUGUUCUAUCAGCUUUUCUGUGCACUCACCCAGAUUAUAAACCACAGGAAACUGGGGAGAACUUGAUCAAUUGCAGACCUGUUGAUAAUGCUCCAAAGAAGCCUAAGUCUCUCAUCGCUUUGGAAGCUGAGAGCUCGAAGCUUAGGCAUGAAAGAAUCACGGAUGAAAAGCUGCAGAAAGUCUAUGCGAUCUUCCAUAUAGAUAAGGACGACCAGGAUGGUGAAACUCGUUUCAGAGUUGAAGUUCGUCCAGUAGAUGUUGUGGAAAAAAACAAUCUACAGGAGGCUGUGAGUCCAUCGGUGGAUCAAGGAGUUAGCCCUAUUGACGUCAGCCUAAUACCAAGUUUUCUCAGUGGCCUCAAUUGUUUUAACGGGGGUAACGGCUGGUGGAAAUAUGAAUUUUGCUAUGGGAAUACAGUUAACCAAUACCAUAUCGAACGAGAUGGUACCAAAACUGUAGUGAAUCUUGGCACAUUCAAUAAGCUGAAGCAUUUGGAAUGGGUCGAAGCACACCCAAAUAAGAGACCCAAACCCAUUGCGCAGAGGAGACAAUUGUCACAUUUCUACAGUGACGGCAGUGUUUGUGAUAAAACUGGAAAGCCCAGACAAACCGAGGUGAAAUUGAAAUGUGCCGAUAACCUGACAAUCAGUCCAUCAAGUGUAUCUCUGUACUUACUUGAACCAAAAACUUGUGAAUACAUCCUUGGAGUUGAAUCACCAUUUAUUUGCGAUAUUUUGGAGUUCGCUGACGAAAACGGGCUCAUCAGUUAUAAGACGUUACGACACUUUGCCGAAUUUAAAAAUCAAUUUCAUCAAGAAAAUGAUGAGAUGGACGAAAGGAUAGCCAACGAGGAUGAAUAGCACCUUGUUUAUUGUGCUCACUCGACAUAUGCGAAUUGAAGACAUACUGAGAGUAUAUUCGUACCAUGUACGUACUACUGAUUACGAGGUUAGUGCUCCGAACUUAUUCUACGGAAUAUCAGCCAUCCCUGUGCGAUUGUUCUAAAGGUGUAUAUACCCCAGUAAAUUCAAUACUAAGAAAAAUGUUGUAUUCCCUCAGACCACUGAUAACAGUUCGCAUUUACGCAGAAUGAGUUGUUGCAAUAGACACUAUUAUUUGAACAUUUAGUGUAUGUAUACUAAGCUAUGAUAAAGAUGUUCUGUAAACAGGGUAUUUCUAAACUGUUGAUGGAUUAUAGGUAAUAAAAUAUUACGAUAUAA
This is a messenger RNA of Athalia rosae (coleseed sawfly), 2068 nucleotides long. RefSeq names its product endoplasmic reticulum lectin 1. The record is from RefSeq and is a predicted model, not a curated record. Gene Ontology annotation, cellular component: endoplasmic reticulum lumen. Gene Ontology annotation, biological process: retrograde protein transport, ER to cytosol; endoplasmic reticulum unfolded protein response. The transcript is spliced from 7 exons. Lineage: Eukaryota; Metazoa; Arthropoda; Insecta; Hymenoptera; Athaliidae. Bases 161 to 1708 code for a protein of 515 amino acids.